GUCAUACAUAAGUGCGGAGGUAUGAUAAAGGCCGCAAACUGCAGAUUGCCUCUUGUUGGUAAGCGACAAAACCUCUCAGCACACCUCUCCGCACCCCAGGCUACAGAAUGCGCAUCUUAUGUCUGCAUGGAGCCGGCACAAACUCUCGCAUAUUCGAGAUCCAGAUAGCUGCCUUGCGAUAUGAGCUCGGAGAUAACCACGAUUAUGAUUUUGUGGAAGGAACAAUCCCCUGGAAAAUGUACCCAGGAGUCGAAAGGAUAGCUUUGAAGGACGAACCUGUAUAUGCCUUUUUCGAUCCUGAAAACCCCGACACAGGCCGACAGGCAUUCGCCCAUCUGCAAAACUACCUCAGGGAUGAGGGCCCAUACGACGGCGUAAUUGCCUUCAGCCAAGCGGCCACAAUGGUCUUAACAUAUCUUGUUUACAUCGCCGAGCAAAGAACAAUGGGCAUAUCCAUCGACACGCCCUUCAAAUUCGCGGUCUUGAUGUCAAUUGUCCAACCGCCGAUUGACUAUGGGGCUCUUGAGAAUGGGACUGUAGAGGAUGCCUCUCUAGAACGCCUAAAGGGAAUAGUAGAUAGUCCCACUGCCCAUAUAUGGGGAGCGCUGGAUGUGGAGCCCAAAGGGGCUGCAAAAGCAAGCGAAUUCUGCAGAGAAGAUGUGCGGUGGACCUAUGUCCAUGAGCGAGGCCAUGAGGUCCCGGGAUAUGGGUCGCGUGUUGAUGUGACCCGAGCGGUGAAUGUCAUUCGCAGAGCUGUAGAAUCGGCAACCUAAUAUCUAUUGGUUGAAUCGAGAAUCAAGUCCAGAAAGUUCCGGGGUGAAAGGCAGAUUGUAAAUACCCCUCCGUGUCUAUUUACCUGCGUUGUUAGAGGGAUAUACACUGUAUAACCGAGGCUUCAGGCAUUCGGGAUGUGGUACUAGAAAAGAUGAGGGUGUGGAAAGCAAG
Molecule: messenger RNA, 945 nt
Organism: Aspergillus candidus
Lineage: Eukaryota; Fungi; Ascomycota; Eurotiomycetes; Eurotiales; Aspergillaceae
Exons: 5
Coding region: 108-773 (221 amino acids)
Cellular component (GO): nucleus; cytoplasm
Source: RefSeq, a predicted model, not a curated record